CGUUCGUUGAAAAGAACCGAAGGAAGUUGGGCUAUUCUCUAUUAGCAAUAUUGUGUUGUAUUUCUUCCUAGUUACGGCUCCGUAACUUUGUACUUGGAUUAUGUAGAACACUGGAUAAGGUGCGCAUUUUCGCAUUGGUUCGAUGAGUGGUUUAGCCACAAAAGAGAUCGUUAGCUCCUGGUAGUAAGUGACAUCUUCGCAAAUGGAUAAAUUUGAAAAAUUGGGAAAGAUCGGCGAGGGAUCAUAUGGCGUUGUGUUUAAAUGCAGAAAUAAAGAAACAGGGGAAAUUGUUGCCAUCAAGAAGUUUGUGGAAUCGGAAGACGAUCCGCUGAUAAAGAAGAUUGCAAUGAGGGAAGUUCGCAUGUUGAAGACACUUAAACACCACAAUCUAGUAAACCUGCGGGAUGUUUUCAGAAGAAAACACAAGAUUCAUAUGGUGUUUGAAUAUUGUGAUCACACAGUUCUAAAUGAGUUAGAAGCUCAUCCAAGAGGUGUUGAUGAAAAGCUUGUCAAAAGGAUCACUUAUCAGACACUUCAAGCUGUCAGCUUUUGUCAUUCACACAAUUGUAUUCACAGAGAUGUUAAACCAGAAAAUAUUCUCAUAACAAAAGAUGGGGUUAUAAAGCUGUGUGACUUUGGAUUUGCCAGAAUGUUAACUAAAAAUGAUGAAUAUACUGACUAUGUUGCUACACGUUGGUACCGUGCUCCAGAGCUUCUGGUUGGUGAUGUUUAUUACAGCUUUCCAGUGGAUGUGUGGGCUAUUGGAUGUGUGUUUGCAGAGCUCAUUACCGGUCAGCCAUUAUGGCCUGGGAGAUCUGAUCUAGAUCAGUUGUACUUGAUCAGAAAGACACUAGGUGAUCUAACCGAGAAUCAAAAGAAGAUUUUCAAAGCAAAUCAGUUUUAUCGUGGAUUAGCUAUUCCAGAACCUCAAGAAACGGAUCCUUUAGAGUCUAAAUUCAAACAACCUCAAGCUUUGAGUUUUAUGAAGUGUUGUUUUGCAAUGGAACCGAGCGUCAGAUAUUCCUGCGACCAACUCCAGAAGCACGAAUAUUUCAACGAUUACGAACCAAUGAAGGCGCCUCCUCCGGUCAAAACGAGAAAAACGCGGCCUCGAAAUAAACCUCAGCUGGAAAAUGACCCGCCAUCACAUCACUUACCCCAACUCGCUACUGACUCGCCCGCGCCAGACAGAACAGACAAAGGCAAAGACAAAACGAAACUGAGCAAGUUGGACCACCUUCCUUCCAUCUAGCCAUCACAUUUUUUAACAGUAAUAUCAAUUAUUAUUAAUGAUAAUAAAUAGUAAUGUAUUCAUAGUGUAUGUGUAGCAUACACUCAGGGUUUUUCGGGGCGUUUUUUUAGUGGGGGAGGAGGGGGAAUGUAUCAAUGCAUAUGUUCCCCUUUGUGAACAAAAUAAAGGGGAG
This is a messenger RNA of Pocillopora damicornis (cauliflower coral), 1424 nucleotides long. Its product is annotated as cyclin-dependent kinase-like 4. The record is from RefSeq and is a predicted model, not a curated record. NCBI's taxonomy places the organism in Eukaryota, Metazoa, Cnidaria, Anthozoa, Scleractinia, Pocilloporidae. Gene Ontology annotation, molecular function: ATP binding; protein serine/threonine kinase activity. Gene Ontology annotation, cellular component: nucleus. Gene Ontology annotation, biological process: protein phosphorylation.